Messenger RNA from Sipha flava (yellow sugarcane aphid), 1509 nucleotides. RefSeq lists its product as uncharacterized. The coding region runs from base 1 to 1509 and encodes 502 amino acids. The record is from RefSeq and is a predicted model, not a curated record. Lineage: Eukaryota; Metazoa; Arthropoda; Insecta; Hemiptera; Aphididae. The transcript is spliced from 5 exons.
AUGGAAUGUUUAAACAAUGAAAACUUCAAAAACCUAAUAGAAUCAGUUAACUUCAUGAGUGAAAAAUUUGACAGCUUUGGUAAACAAAUACAAGAGUUGAUAACAUCAGUAAAAAACAUGAAGGAAGAAAACCAAAUCCUGAGAGAACAAAACACCAAAUUAAAAAGUGAUAUUGUGCUCUUAGAUAAACGUAUGAAUAUCUUAGAACAAAAGGUUAUUGAAAACUACGUUGAAAUCAUGGGUGUUCCUGAGGCAAACAAUGAAAAUUGUGUGAAAAUAAUCGAGACAAUCGCUGAAGCCGUUGGAGUGAAAACAACUGUAAUCAAAGCCUUUCGUAUCAAAUCAAAAAUUAAUAACAAAUCGAGAAAAAUAAUAGCUGAACUGCAAUCAAAGCAAAUUAAAAAGGAAAUCAUGGAUAAUGCUAAAAAAUCAAAAUUAACGGUGUUCCUUAAUAAAAUCGAUAACGCUGAAAUGAUCAAAAUUGUAAAUAGUUGUAAAGAUGAAACUGUGGCAGGUUACAAUAAAGUAACAAUAAAAAUGUUAAAAUAUGUAAUUGAACAUGUAGUUUCUCCUCUAGUAUACAUAUAUAACUUAAGCAUAGAACAAAAUGUAUUUCCAGACAAACUAAAAUUAGUAGUGAUCAAACCUCUUCAUAAAGGUGGGGACCCAACAAAUAUAAAUAAUUAUAGGCCAAUAUCACUAUUAAGUAAUUUUUCGAAAAUAUUUGAAAAAAUAAUCAAGUCAAGAUUAAUAGCGUAUUUGGAAGGCAAUAAACUUUUAUCGAAGAACCAAUUUGGAUUUAGACCUGGUAUAGGAACAGAAGAAGCCCUAUAUAACACUACUAAAUUAUUAUAUAACGAAUUAGAUAAAAGUAAUAAAGUUAUAGCCGUAUUCUUAGACUUGACUAAAGCGUUUGAUACUGUAAAUCAUCAAAUUUUAUUGGAAAUUUUAACAAGUUUUGGUAUUAAUAACAAUAGUUGGAAUUGGUUUAGAAGUUAUUUAUUUAAUAGAACACAAAUAGUAAAAAUAAAUGAUAUCACGGGAAAUGAAUGUAGUAUUGAAUACGGUGUGCCCCAAGGAAGUGUUUUGGGACCAAUUUUAUUUAACUUAUACGCUUUAAAUAGACCAAAUUUCGCAGUUUUAUACGCACAGUUAUGUGCAUACAUGGUCAAUGUGUCUACAUUUAAUACACUUCACAAUUCUAAAACUACUUUUCAGAAAGUUUUAGCACAAAAAAGCUUUGAUGACUUUACGUCAUACUAUUCUCGUACUCCUCAGAAAGAAGUACAUACAUUAAAAGAAAAUUUUAUGAACAGUAAUAUGACACCAUCUAAUUUCAAGAGUAGAUUGAAUAUUUUUCAUUUCCAAUAUUAUAAUAGAACUUUAACCCAUUGCAAAAUUGACAAAGUAAUGGAUGACUCAGAAAUUAAGUUAGAAUUUCCAAGAUUAUCAGAUUUAUUAUUUGACAUCACUAGUAGGCUUACAUAUCUUGUUAUGAAUUCAGCUUAA